Zonotrichia albicollis (white-throated sparrow) is the source of this 522-nucleotide messenger RNA. The record is from RefSeq and is a predicted model, not a curated record. Lineage: Eukaryota; Metazoa; Chordata; Aves; Passeriformes; Passerellidae.
GCUGUGAGCUGACUGCCAGUACCAAAUCCUACACAUUUCAGGUGGAUGAAGAAGACAACUUUGACCACAUUUUAGCAUUGUCUACGGUCUGCCUCACUGAUGGUGCCAAGGACGAGUGCAACGUGGUGGAAGUCGUUGGGCGAAACCACGAGAACCAAGAGAUCGCUGUGCCUGUGGCAAACCUGAAACUGUCAUGCCAGCCCUUGCUGAGUCUGGACAACUUCAAGCUGCAGCCUCCAGUGACCUUUCGGCUGGCAGCAGGCUCUGGCCCAGUGCACCUGGCUGGCUGGCACAGGAUCAUGCACAGGGAAGAUGCUUCCUUUGAGGAGGACGAUGACUUGUCUGAGGAGGAUGAGGAGGAUGAGGAGGACCUUCCUCCUAUUAUGCCAGCCAAGAAGUAGGAGGAGGAAGGAGUAACUUGUCUCCAGGCAAGGUACUCACUGGGACUUCUCUCCCUGGAUGGUUUUUACCUUGGAUACCAGUUCCCACGACCUCAACAUUUGCUGCCUUUUUUUUUUUUUU